AUCGUACAUCAUAUAGUCCAGAUUUGAAAAACUUAAGUGCGUGUGUGGUUAAGUUUUGUGUGGUGUUUUGUUUUCUAAAUAUCUGAAUUUUUUUGUUUUAUGAAAGACAAGAACUUUAAUUUUUAUAACUUAGAAAAAACAAUUGAAAAUUAAUAGUGAAAAAGUGUUGUGAAUCAACUUUCUGGAUACUUUUUCGAGUGGGGUGAGAAUGGAGUUGGAGCCAUUCGAAUCUUACGAUUUUAAUCUGGAAGAUCAAAACUUUUAUGAACCCAGUCCGGCGAAAAGUGCCACUGGGUUCAAAACUCGUAAAACGGUUACAUUUCAUCGUAUUAUACCAAAGACUGAAAAUGAUGACGGUCCUUCAAUGGGUAUCCUUCUUAAACAGGAGAUUAUUGAUAAUGAUAUUGGUAUUUCCGCACCACCAUCGAUUAAUUCAAUACAAAAGGUGCCAUCAUUAAGUGAUUUAUCCGAUCCUGAAGAUUCAUUAGACAUCCCGACGCAGGUGCCUCCACUGACGCCGGGAACGAACAAAAAGAUGACAGAGGCCUUAAAGGCCUCUUUUGCAUCUUGGGAAAAAGAACAAGUUCGUUUAAAUAUCACCAAAGAUCCCCGUCAAUGGACUGAAGAACAUGUUACACAUUGGGUGUGUUGGGCAAUACGUGAAUUUUCAUUAGAAGGUAUCACAUUAACACAAUUUCGUAUGCGGGGCAAAGAUAUAUGUGCAAUGGGCAAAGAUGCAUUCUUAGCACGUGCCCCCGCUUUUAUGGGUGAUAUAUUAUGGGAACAUCUAGAAAUAUUACAAAAAGAUGUUGAACGAGAACGUGAAGUUGCUUCUGUCAACUCAUCAUCAACAGGUAGUGGACCACCUAAUACUAUUGGUCCAAACUCUGGUGGCGGUAAUUUAUAUGAUUCUGGAUGUGUACCAGAUUUGACUGAUUUUCUUGGCGGGUAUCAUUCCCCAUUAACUGGUGAUCAUAAAUCAACUACAUCUGGUGUACCAACACCAGCACAUACGCCGACGCCAACAUCAACGAAUACUUCGCCUUUUAUUCAUGAUGGUGGUUACAACAAUCACUUACGUGGAAGUACCACAACAAUAUGUCCGCCACCAACACAACAAUCUGCAAUAGCACCGCCAACAUCGUCACACAACACAAAUCACCCCCAACAACAUCAUCCGCAUCCCCAACAUUCACAACAUCAUCCUCAACAUCAUCCGCAGCAGCAACAGCAUCAUCAACAACAACAGCAUACACAUGAAGAUCAUCAUAGUGGCGGUGGUGCAACACCUCAAAUGAUUGGUGGUCGAGAUGAUCGAUCAUCACCACCAUCACAGCAGCAUACAACACCAGGUGGUACAACUGUUGGUCCACCACCACCUCAACAACAACAACAAUCACCAGUUGGUAAUAAUAAUAAUACGGUGCAAUCACCACCAGUGUCGUCACAUCAACAACAUACUACGCAAUCGUUUAUGCAUGCGCAGCAACAACAACAACAUCAUUCUCAUCAUCAUAUGCAACGAAGUCCACCUUUACAUUAUCUUAAAGAAGAAUCCGGCGGUUAUAGCUCAAUGAAUGAUGGCUUAGGACAACAAUUAGGUGUAGAUGAUUCUCAGGGUCCAGGAAUGGCAGGAAAUUAUAUCCUACCACAUCAUCAACAACAAACACCGUAUCAUUUAGGGCAUGAUCCCGAUCCAGAUUAUCAUGCGCUAGAUCCAAACACGAACUCAGCACCAUAUUUAGAAAGUUCUCCAGAAUUUUAUGCUGGUAAUAAUAUUAUGGAUAAAUAUAAUUCAUCGUAUAUGAGCCAUUUUAAAAGAGCACGCUAUAACGACGGAUACAGUGAUGGUUUUGGAACACCUUACGAUGGUACACCAUUUCAAACAGUACCAGGAAGUGCGGGCAGUGGGGGACCACAAGAUCAAUGGGGACCUGGAUCUGAUUUAGGUCAUGUACAUCAUACACAUCCUGCAUUUAUUUCAGCUGGCCUAACUGGUGGCCGAGAUUCAUUAAUGGACACUAAACCAAUGAUGCAAUCAGCAAUGCUUAGCGGAUAUCCAAAUAAUGCUAAUUCUGGCCCUUGCUUCACAGGAUCAGGGCCAAUUCAAUUAUGGCAAUUUUUAUUAGAAUUAUUAACCGAUAAAUCAUGUCAAGGAUUUAUCUCAUGGACUGGCGAUGGUUGGGAGUUUAAGCUUACCGAUCCUGAUGAAGUUGCACGCCGUUGGGGUAUACGUAAAAAUAAACCAAAAAUGAAUUAUGAAAAAUUAAGUCGUGGUCUUCGAUAUUAUUAUGACAAAAAUAUUAUACAUAAAACGGCUGGCAAACGUUAUGUAUAUCGUUUUGUUUGUGAUUUACAAAGUUUGCUUGGAUGUAGCCCUGAAGAGUUACAUGCAAUAGUCGAGUUGAAACCAGAGAAAAAAGAAGAUGAUUGAAGAGAGUAAAAACACUAUAUGAAAUAAUUUCAGACUGAAAUUUAUUUUAAAAAAAUACCAAAGGUGCCUAAAAAAGUAAUUUUCAUGCGUGUCAAAUUUUUGUUUUUUUCUCAUAAUUUCGACAAAAGACUAACUACUUAAAUCAUAAAAUACCUGUGUUUUAUAAAUAUUACGCCCUAUUACUAUUACACACAGUAUUCCCAUAAAAAAAACUGCUCUAAACUUAAAAAAAAGGUGCCACACA
This is a messenger RNA of Chrysoperla carnea, 2678 nucleotides long. It is a transcript of the gene pnt, whose product is annotated as ETS-like protein pointed. Bases 209 to 2434 code for a protein of 741 amino acids. Gene Ontology annotation, biological process: regulation of transcription by RNA polymerase II; cell differentiation. The transcript is spliced from 11 exons. Lineage: Eukaryota; Metazoa; Arthropoda; Insecta; Neuroptera; Chrysopidae. The record is from RefSeq and is a predicted model, not a curated record. Gene Ontology annotation, molecular function: sequence-specific DNA binding; DNA-binding transcription factor activity, RNA polymerase II-specific. Gene Ontology annotation, cellular component: nucleus.